Auanema sp. JU1783 is the source of this 334-nucleotide messenger RNA. The record is from the annotation of a GenBank genome assembly. NCBI's taxonomy places the organism in Eukaryota, Metazoa, Nematoda, Chromadorea, Rhabditida, Rhabditidae.
AUGGUAGAACACGAGCUGGAAAUGCAAUUGAUGCCAAGUAAAGAUGAAAACCUGAAGCUCACUCUGCAGUUUGGUAUUCGAAUGCAUCAUGCAGGUUUGUCGCCUUCCGAACGUGGCGUUGUUGAACGUAGCAAGAAGCAGUUCUAUAAGAAGUUCUUGUACAAGCCUUUCUUUGUAGAAUCGAGUAUGCUACCUGUGCUGGCUAAUCCUGUCAAUGCUGAAAUCAGUUUGGGAACAACCUCUACUAAACAAGGAAUUAUGGAGGAUAUAUCAGGCACUUACUUCUACAGAAAACUGUUUGCUAACCCCAACUUCUACGAUCUCCAAAAUCCUA